AGACUAUCCUAUUUGAUGAGAGCGAUGCUCUUUGCUGUGGAGAACACUCAAACAAAACUGUCCAAUUACAGGUUCUUUUUCGACCCUGUGUCUGGCUGCUGGGGCUUCUUGUUCACCGUGUCCAAGCUGGUGGAACUCGGGGACACCGUAUUCAUCCUCCUGCGCAAGCAACCCCUCAUUUUCCUCCACUGGUACCACCACGUCACAGUGCUGAUUUACUGCUGGCUGGGCCACACGACCCUCUCGGCCACGGGCCACUGCUUCGGCUGCAUGAACUUUGCCGUACACUCCGUCAUGUACUCCUACUACGCUCUCAAGGCCGCGGGGGUCAAAGUGCCGACCCAGGUCGCCUUUUGCAUCACCACGGCGCAAUUGGCACAAAUGGUGGUCGGCAUUCUCGCCAACCUGGUCGUGUUGCGACAGAAACUCGCCGGGAAUGUGUGCCACGUUUCGGACACCCUCAUGAACCUCGCGUUCGUCAUGUACUUUUCCUAUUUCUUGCUUUUCGCGAAAUUCUAUUACGAGGCGUAUUUUUGCCGAAAUCGGUCAAGAGUUUAUAAUAAGGAUGUGUCGCUGAUGGAGAAUCACCAGAAGAAGAAACUCACACCCUCACCCGACAAGAACGGGAUCGAAUCGCAGUGUGUCUCGUCAUCACCUGCAGUGCAGAAAAAUUUUGUUGGCGUGCCACAUCAUUCGGCAUUCGACAUCAUCAUGAAGACAUCUUCGUCGUUGUCGAAAGAAAACCCUUUGGAGGCUCCCCUGAUUUUCCCCUUUGAAGAUUACUACGACCAACAGACCGUGCUCGAGUUUUUGCAGUCCUACAAAAUCAUUCCGUAUGGAUCCGUGGCUGUAUACUUGGUAUUUGUGUUCCUCGGGCCGGUGUUGAUGAGAAACAGGCCGAGGUUUGAGUUGAAAACUCCUCUGUUGCUGUGGAAUGUGUCGCUGGCAGUGUUCAGCAUGUUUGGCACUUAUCGAACUGCUCCGACACUUUACAGACUGGUGCAGGCUGGAGGGCUUCACGCUGGCAUCUGCGACAACACGUACCACCACAUUACCGUGCUGCUCUACUGUUGGGAAUUCAACAGCCAGUCCUCGUCCAUCGGACUCUCCUGCGGCAGCAUGAACUACUCUGUCCACUCUCUCAUGUACUCGUACUAUGCCCUGAGGGCAGCCCGGAUCCGCAUGCCCACAUGGGUAGCAGUGCUCAUCACUGCGGGUCAAAUGAGCCAAAUGGUAGUGGGCCUGUUCUGGAAUGUGGUAGCCAUCAGGUUCAAGUACUCGGCUCGGGGAUGCGACGUCUCGGAUGCUGGAAUUGUCGCAGGAAUGGUCAUGUACGUGUCGUACUUUGUGCUUUUUGCCAAUUUCUUUGUGCACACCUACUUGCGGCGAGAUGGGAAACACAGCAUUGCUGCAUCAUCUGGCAAACCGAAAGGAGCCUUAUUGGUGGCCAAGAAGGAACACUGAUGAUGAUGAUGAGGCAGUCGUCAUUUUUGUUUGUGUUUGAAAAAAUGGAUCAGAAACAUUUUGUGUGUGGGAGGGAAAUAUAUAUAUACAUACAAUUCAGGGCACAUGUUGUUACCAACAGA
This is a messenger RNA of Notodromas monacha, 1586 nucleotides long. The record is from the annotation of a GenBank genome assembly. Lineage: Eukaryota; Metazoa; Arthropoda; Ostracoda; Podocopida; Cyprididae.